CAUGUUAAGGUAUUUUACACAUGCAAUCUCUGAAAAAUAGGUAGGUGUAUAGUCAGGUAUAGUCAGCUUUCCUUUGUUGUUUGAACCAAUCGCUUGACUUGUCACACCCACCUCUCUCUAAUGCUGUGUAGUUUGUAGCUUCGGUCUGUCACGGUUUUCCUUGCUGCCUGGUCCUUGAUGGUGCUUUGGCUGACAAUACAAUUAAAAUACUGUGUUCCUAACUAUAUAUGAUUUUAGACUAAAGAGACAGAUGAAUGCACUGCAACAAUGUUUAAAUCAGCAAUUUGAAAAAUAAAACGCAACAAAAGGUACAUUUAUCUAUCGUAGAAAAUUAUUCUAAAGUAACGCUGGAGCAACGUACUGCGAAAUCCUCCAUGAAAUUUCCUUCAAAGCGCAAACGCACAUGUGCCCCACCCCCACCCCCAGGGGAAUAUUGCCAGGUCCCACACCGCUGGAGUAUUUAGGCUAUUCUCAGCUUCAGAUUUUAAAGCUGUGGAUCACUGUUACCGAGGAGGAUAGACCUACAGUUUGGAGUAUGAGUGGUCCUGGAGUUCAUUUUCUGCAACGACAGCCAAGAUUCAGAGAAGCACAAGCGGUUCCCCCAACAUCUCUGCCUAAUAGCACGAAAGUCACCAUAACAAAACUCAUGGCACAGUCCUAUGACAGCCGUCAGAGCGCACCGAACAAACGUGAGCUGUCUGCGCUGGAUUUAGGCAUGUAUUCUGGAAAUACUGGAAUCUCCUUGGGAACUACUGCAUGUGGCGUGUUAGCUCUUUGCUGAAGAGGACCCUCCAGAUGCCUUGUCAUUUGGAAUACAAAGCUGACUUUUUCGCCGUUGCACGAGGCGCCCGGAUUAGAAGAAACUUUCUGCUGAAUUCAUAUUUGUAUUUUUAUAUUUUUUACUCCUAUUUUAACUCCUUUUUAUUCCCUUGAUGAUCUUAUCGUUGGGUCAUUGGUUGAGUGACAGCCCCGUAGUACAAUCCUGAUCAUGAUCGCCACCGGGGGUCUGCUGCGGAUAUCAGCUAGGCGCCAGGACUCGCUCCGGGCCAAGAACCGAGCCGAGAACAAACGGAAGAGAAAAGCCAAGAAGAAGAGGAAGAACGACGUGGUCGUAAUCAAGGGCAAACUGAAGCUCUUCUCCGUCUCGGGGCUGGUGGCUGCCGUGGGCGUGGUCAUCCUGCUGGUGGGCGUGGCCAUGGCCAUGCUGGGCUACUGGCCAAAGGAAAGUCUGGCUUACCCAGAACCUCAGCUGUCUGGAAAGGUGGAAAAACAUCAGAGCAGCUUCAACAGAACUCUGCCUGAGUCCAACAACUGGACAGUAAGUGGUACGCUUGGGUUCUCAGUGAGUGAGGACCUGGUGAACUACAGCCAGACUAAUGGAACUGACACAGCUACUCCUCCCUUAGGUGUGAUUGACAGGUUCUUGGCCAGGUGCCUGUACUCAGAUGAACUCAAGGUCUUUGGCCCGUUGGUAAUGGGUGUCGGCAUAUUCCUCUUCAUCUGCGCCAACGCCGUGCUUCAUGAGAACCGGGACAGAAAUACUAAGAUCAUCAAUCUGAGGGACAUCUACUCAACCGUUAUCGACAUCCACAGUUUGCGCACCAAAGAUUGCACACCACUCAAUGGAUUUGUGAACUACGUGCAGUCGAGGAGCAUAGACGGGAAGCCAGGCCCCGCCUACAACGCUGCCAUGCUGGCCCGUAGCUCCUGGCCCUCCACGGUUUCGGGGAAAGCGCAAGAGCGGGUUGGGCCCAGGCCCUUCGGCCGGAGGAGCAGCUCCUCACGCGAGAGGCAGACCUUCACAGACACUGUCUACAGCAUCUACCGGGACCAGAACCGGACCAUAGAACGGGCCCCGGUUCCCAAGCCUUGGGAGACCAGAACCAUAGUCACCUCUUCAGUGAACGCUUUCACUCUCCCAGUGAUCAAACUGAACAAUUGCGUGCUGGAGGAGCCCAAACGCUUGGGGGGAGGCGAGGGUCGGGGAGACGCUGGCGGCGCGCCCGAGGAGGUGCAGGCAGAUUGUAGCCGUGGCGACGGCAGUGGAGACAAAACCAAAGCGGAGUCCUCGAGGGCCGGCCCCUUUGUUUGCCAGGGCUCGGCCGAAACACAGGAGGGUUCAGGCGGACAGCAGGGGGCGCCUCGCGCAUCUCUGCAGGGGUCGCAAGCCCAGCUCCUGCCCCCCUCGCCCGGGCUGAGGCCGAUAGGGUCACACGUGUCACUCAGCGCGCUGUCGGAUUACUCCAGAUCCGUGGACCCGGGCGCCUCCCCGUCGGGGCAGGGGGACAGAACCCGGCGCCUCAGCUGUCCCCGUCUGGACCGGUCCUGCAGCAAGGGCUACAUUAAGCUGGGAGACCUGGGAGGGGAGUCAUUCGAGUCGUCCGACACGGGCGCCCCUAUAAUGACGGUCACGGGCGAAGGGGUAUCUCAGGGACAAGCAUCGCAGGCCACGCCUCACCCCGGGGCGGGAGCCUCAAACAAGCCGCCUCGAGGGUCGCCAUGGAAAUACUUCAACAGGGAAAAGUUGGUAAUGAUCUCCCAGUCAAAUCCCUCUGAGGAGGACGGGGAACUCGAGAGCACUGGCAUUUGAAGUGACUCCACAAAGUUUGCUUGCACAAUUUUGUAAAAAGGGUUACUGGGGACCGCUAAAUGACGCAGUGUAAAAUACCCAUCGAUGCAUUGACUGAAAUUACAAACCCAUAUGAGGUUGUCUACAUACCUUUGAUCAAGAAAAUGGCCCAAUCAAUUUGAAAUAUAUGUCUGCUACUGGAAGCCGAACAACACUUGAUUUCCCAUAUAUUAUUAAAUUAAAUGAAUUCUGAGUUUGCAAUUGCUUAUCUAAUGUUAUUAUUUGGUGUUAUCAGUGUAUUGAUGUUCUGUCUAGCAGGUAGAAAACAUAGUUCAAAGGCUCCCCUUGCAAAAAGUAAUGUUCAUAUAUAUAUAUAUAUAUAUAUAUAUAUAUAUAUAUAUAUAUAUAUAGUAAAAUAUAUUAUUUAUUGCCUUGAUAUAUGCAGUUUUACUCAUAUGCUGUAUUGUACAAUAUAUACAAUAUAUUUUACAGUAUAUGUACAAAAUUACUUAUACUGAUGGCAGUAGUUAAUAUGUUUUGUAAUAUAUACAGUGGAUUUUCACAGGCAUUAUGAAUAAGUAUUUGCAAUAUUUUCAGCCAAAGUGACUGUAUAAGUUGGUAUGUAAAACUUUUCCAUGAAGACGAGGAUGGGGUGGCUGGGCAUUACUGUUGUAAUCUCAAAGCAAAAAAUAUAAUUUUUGAGAAAAUGGAGGCGUGGAGUGUGAAGGACAAGUAUUUUCCUUGUUAUAAGUUAAAAGUGAUAUUCUCAUUAGAUUGUAAUUGUUUUUUAGCAUAAGGACUGAUUCAGUCUAAGGGCUGGAAUAAUUCAAAUCAGUAUCUCAUUGAAGGCAUGAGAUUUAAACUUGUCACUAGUUUUAGAACUUUAAUUGAACCAAAACUUAAGUCCUAAUAGAACGUACGGUGUCUAAAAUUUUUUUUUCUUACGUGUGUGCCAGAAGGCAGAUUUUUGCUGCCAGUUACUGUUUUCAUACUGUAUGUUUGAAAUGAAAUCUAGCAAUAUGAUAUGUAACAAUUAAUUCCUGCUGUGGAAGCAACAUAGUAUUUUUGUCACUGCACAGUGAUUUAAUUUUUAAAUGAUUAAGUUGUAUCAUGCUUUGAAAUUAUAUGUAUAUAUAUUUUUCCUGUUAAAAUGCCUGGCUUGCUUGUGUAGAAAUCUAUCUAUAUUCUGACUUUGGCCUGACCAUUACUAUUUUACCACUGAUAGGUUUUCAAGUGGGUCAAAAUCUAUAUUUAGCCCCAUCCUUUGGUACUACGUAUGUAUGAAACAUGUUUGUGUGAUGUUCUUGCCUGGGACACUAAUAAUCAGUAUUUUUUCCAACAAUUCAAAAUAAUCAGGGUAUUUUGAACAUCAUCUAUCAAUGUAAUAGUUCACUGAAAAUACGUAUUACAACUGCCACUAGUUUGUUUAAUCAAAGUGUUCAGUUGAAAACAAAACUAGUUGGAUGAGCCUGACUUCUGUGGUUUUCGCAGUAUUUUCAAAGUCUCAGUUAAGAGGAUAUAUUUGCACUUAUUUUCAUGUUUUUGUGAGUAUACGAAACAUGGAAAUAAAUCAUUGACGACACAAAGCGAUUUUGGAUUUGUGAAGACUGGUACCUUGAGUUGGCAAAUAUUAGUGUCACUAGUAUGAAAAAUGGCGUGUUAUUGAUAGAUGUUUCUUUACAUGUUACUGGAAGGUUCAAUAUUUAACAUUAGUUUAAAACAUUUCCAAUGUCUAUAUAUUGAACUUUCUUUGUUAAUGUGAUAUAAUUCAUGAGCCUUCCACUAAUGUUAAACACUGGCAGAGUUCUUCCUCAGUGGGCGAAAAACUGUUAGUAUUGUUAAUAUUAAACAAAUACCAUUGGUAGUAAGUAGCAAGUAUUUUUAUAAGGAAUUUUGUUAAAUGUUUGACAUUCUUGACCAAGGAAUUAGUAGUUCUUGAUUGGAAUAUAUAUUCAGCUCCACAAGUCCUUGUUUUAUGAGCAAGCCAUUGAGAUUCAAUGAAAUAAAUGUAUUUUUGCACAGAUGUGUGCAUAAACUAGAUGUGCCCCCUAAACAAAUUAGAAUUCAACUAAGCACCGGUUAUACAAAAAGUACAUAGUGACACAAAAAAUGUUUUUCCUGUACAUAUGUAGCACAGAAAUAAUGAUGAAAAUGUGACAGCCAUUUUUUCAGAUAACAGCAUUGCUUCCAUGUUUCUCUUCCAUGUGAGCACAAUGCAUUCUUUCUUUACUACUUAAUAAAAAGAGAAGCUCACAUCAGCUGUGCAUUUCAGUGUGUUUUCAGAGUAGGCAAAUGUUUUUUCUUUGCUGUGUUUACAUUUUGAAAUUUUCUCAUUAAUUAGAACAGCUAAUUACUGUAAACAGUCACAAAUUUGCAUACAGUAAUAGUGCUAUACAGCACAAAAGCUGAAGUCAUUACAUUUAACAAUUAAAACCCCAGUAAGAAAGAGUAGGUUUAUCAUUGCAGUUUUGCAAUUGGUUACAGGUUACAAUAUGUGUGCAGAAUUAACUACACAUUUGGAAUGAAUAAUUAAAAAGCACAAUGCUAUAGUGUACUAGCCACUAUUUAAUUAGAACAUUAUAAUAAGAAUGUGUCAUUUAAUGUUUGAUUGUCUGCAAAUUUGAAACCUUGCUGUUUGAAAUGUGUUUAUUCAGGGAAAUGUUGGUUUUCAUUUGCAGGUUCAAGAGUAAGCUGCAGGCACUGUCAUAGGUGUAAUAAACUAAAAUUUAAAAGCAAAUGUGUACCUUUUAAUUGAGAAAAGAGCAGGUCAGAUUAUGUCCAUGAAUGCGAAAUGGCUGAAAAUGAGCUCUAUGCAAAGCAUGAGUGUGCGAUUUGCAUGAAAAUCUCCCUGCACUUGAGAUACGUUUUUAAAGCUACUCAGUAUGAAGUGAGGGUAAAAAGUCUGUCUUUAGAGGGAAGAUUCCAUCUGUGAAAGGCAGGGUGAGUCGCAUAUUUAUAGAAUACUAGAUUAAAAUACUGCCAGUAAUAUUCUCAAGAAUGUGCUGUUCCAUAAUUACAGCCAUAUGGGUAUGUUUAAUUAUUCAUAUUAUCUCAUUUGUUUUUACCAUUCCACCAGAUUUCACCAGUUUGACCUCAUACAUACAACCAGAUGGAAAGCAAAUAUUUUCAAGAAUUAUUUAGCCACAGAUUGGAUCUUUUCAAUUGUUUCAGAGUUAAAAGGGACUGACAAAACAACAUAAAGGGUGCUGAUGUUUAUGUACUUAUCAGCAAUGUAGAUUAUACUGUAUAAAUGCUGUCAGUGUUUAGUGAAGAUGAACACUGUCUGGAAAUGUUUUCUCCAGGUCUAUAGUGUUAUGGUUUCACAUGCUAUUUUUUUAUGUGCAUGGACUAAUGAUGCAACACGCAGCUGGGUGAGAAACAGAGAAUUUUAAUUUUUUUUUCUCAUAAUAGGGAAAUGGCGGUGUACACACUUCUGCACAACGUUAUCGGCCCAUUUAUGCUGAUUCGAAAAAAGUCAGUGAGUCGCUUCGGCGCGUGUCACCAUAGAGGCAGUGCACAAAUAAGCCACGCCCCCACGGUGGGGGCAAACAAUCAGCUCCAUAUAGUUUGUAUUAUAAGUCAGAGGAUUAUCAAGAUUACAAAGAGUGAAAAGUUGUUGUGUGGUGGGUCUGUACAAAUAACAAAGCCACAAACCCCAAUUUAAACUUUUAUGUCCUCCCAUGCAAAAAGACUGAGCCAAUGAGGAAUAAAAAAUGGAUUGAGGCCAUUAGACAUGAGGGGGAAGGAGGAAAACUCUGCAAUGCUUAAUCAAUGCACAUCUAUAAUUAUAGAAAAUUAGUCAUUUUGUCAUCUGUAAGCAACUAUAACUUUCGUUAGCUGUAAGAGAUUGUGUCAGAAAUUGUCAUUUGUAUGUUUGUUUAAUUUGUGUCUUCAGGGUGUGAUGUGACAUAUAACUAAAUAGCAACAUUACACAUCACAUCCUAAAGAAACAACAUUAGCCAGCUAACCUCGUUAUUAUAGCUGCUUUUUACUAAUGUUAGCAUCUCCACUUCAACUAGCUAUUUAUGAUAUACAAUAAAAAUGAAUUAUUGAAUCAA
Molecule: messenger RNA, 6627 nt
Organism: Anguilla anguilla (European eel)
Lineage: Eukaryota; Metazoa; Chordata; Actinopteri; Anguilliformes; Anguillidae
Product: transmembrane protein 200C-like
Exons: 3
Coding region: 989-2590 (533 amino acids)
Source: RefSeq, a predicted model, not a curated record